AUGGAGUCUGAUCAAUAUGAACAAAGUGGUGGUGGUGGUGGUGGUGAUGAUCAAGGUGAUGCAAAACAAGUUACCAACCUUAGGUCCUAUGAGUGCAAUUUCUGCAAGAGAGGUUUCUCUAAUGCACAAGCACUAGGUGGACACAUGAAUAUCCAUAGAAAAGACAAAGCGAAACUCAAACAACAAUCCUCAAAUAUGGAAGCAAAUACUAGUGAUAUUCAUGAGGUGAACAAGUUAUUAUUACCAAACUUGAAUUCUAAUAUUGCACUGUCUCAAUCUCAAUCUCAACAACAAGAUCAACAACACCAUGUUCCUUCUAGAGAUGUUGAUGAAACUGUUGUGGCUCAACUGAGACAACAGCUUCCACUUUUUUCUGAAUCACCAACAAAAAGUGUAAUGCAAAAGCCACAACAACCACAAGGUGAAACUCAAGGAGAGAAAACUACUACUGCUACUGCUGCUACAGAAGAGGCUUUGUUAUUGUCUGGUCAAGAUUCUUCAUUGGAGUUAGACCUAGAACUGAGAUUAGGGCCUGAGCCACAUGAUUCAUCUGCUCCAACGGGUACCAGAAAAUUCUUUUGA
Molecule: messenger RNA, 582 nt
Organism: Lathyrus sativus (Indian pea)
Lineage: Eukaryota; Viridiplantae; Streptophyta; Magnoliopsida; Fabales; Fabaceae
Source: the annotation of a GenBank genome assembly